GAACCCCCCCUCCCCCUCUCAUCUUUGCACACCGCACCUACUGCGAACUAGUCUGCACGCUGUUGCUCAUCUCUCCAAUACCGACGUUCUCAAUCGGGAUCGAUACUGGCGUUUCUGCUGACCGACAAAGAUGAACCCUGACGGUUCUUGUUCGCACCUUUACGAGAUAGGGGAUCAAGACAGGAACGAUGUGUUGAAGAACUACAGAAAAGUUAUGAGUUGGUCCAUGAGCGAGGACAUGAUGAUCGAUGUGUCCAUCCACAACGGAUCUCUUACGACCUUUCCAUCGUGCGGUCUCUGUAGCCGUGCCACCGUUCGGCCCUCUGUGUGCCUGCAAUGUAAAAUGCAACUCUGCAGAGUCUCGAGCACGCUCACGUCGCCGGGAAACAAACGCAAGCGCGGUCAGGACUGUAUGAGAGGGCAUUUCCGGGCGACGGGACAUAGUCUAGCGGUCGACAGUUCGACCGGAUCGGUUUGGUGUCACGCAUGCCAGGAUUGGGUGUACGCUUUAGCUUUCGAGGGCGCUCUCGGUCGAGUACGACGCCUACAAGAGGAGCGUCUAGACCCGAGUGUCGGCGAGAAUGGACAUUCGCAACGGGUCCGUUACAAGAACCCUAAACCUACCGAGAUGCCUUUACCGGCGAAUCUUGGAUUCGCCCAGAUUCGCUGUCACUGUCGGUACACGUAGCUACCACUUUGAGCAAGCCGCACGACGCUCAUCACGUCGACGCACGUCUCGCAGCUGUCAAACCCCUUCUUAACCUUUCUCAGACGUGCUUCCUCUCGGCGAUCUUGCAAGCUCUACUGCACAACCCACUUUGGAAGCAGUACUACCUUUCUUCGGGUCACGAUCG
Messenger RNA from Filobasidium floriforme, 854 nucleotides. RefSeq lists its product as uncharacterized. Lineage: Eukaryota; Fungi; Basidiomycota; Tremellomycetes; Filobasidiales; Filobasidiaceae. The transcript is spliced from 4 exons. Gene Ontology annotation, molecular function: zinc ion binding. The record is from RefSeq and is a predicted model, not a curated record. Bases 131 to 688 code for a protein of 185 amino acids.